Messenger RNA from Botrytis sinoallii, 318 nucleotides. RefSeq lists its product as uncharacterized. The transcript has a single exon. The coding region runs from base 1 to 318 and encodes 105 amino acids. The record is from RefSeq and is a predicted model, not a curated record. Lineage: Eukaryota; Fungi; Ascomycota; Leotiomycetes; Helotiales; Sclerotiniaceae.
AUGAAUCUGUCUCUCUCCUCUUCCAACUUCCAACCCACUCCAACCCCUAAAUUUCAACUUCAAAAAAAUAAGCAAUCGAAACGAAAUUACAGCGUCGUAUGCUCAUUGCCCGUCCCAAAAGUGCUCACAUACCCAUCAUCCCGAUGCAUCGCUAUCAAACCAGCACCAGCACGCACACCAACAACCAAACGUGCCUUGGAACAUUCAACUCGAGACUCGCCCUCGCGUAAACUUUCUUUUUGCUACACCACGCUUUUCCGCUCCCAGCCAGUGCCAGCCGCCAGCCCGUCCGGAAAUCCGCGCAUGGACGAACUUUGA